CGCAAUGCCUACCUGAUGGUCGUCGGGGCCGAAUACAGCAAACUCGCUACCUUAGUGGCUAUGGGAGUAAGAGGUAAGGUAAGUCUCAGACACUCCAUGAACGGCGCGAGCGUGAGUCGAUGGUUGUUGUAUGCCAUGUGCGCCCUUGCUAUGGAACUUUGGAGGAACCUGUCAGUUAAGACUAUGUUGCCUGGCUUGUCUUGUCUUGCUUUGGUGCUUUGUUGCUGUGUUGCAAGAGUCACUUGGGUUGGCGCGGAAAACUCGACACCUGAGGUACAUACUUAGAAGAAGGGAAGAGGGAUGUUACCACGAUGGUGGAAUUGACGCGAUCAUCAACAUUACAGACGGGAGGUCGCUUUACUACCACCACAACUACUACCACUGCCGCUGCGGAAACCAUUGCUGGAGAAUUUCUUCAUCGUCAUCAUCGGGAGACGUACAGUCUAUUUGCAGUCAGCCGGAGUUGUCAACACACACACACUCACUGUAGUGGGGACGAGAAGUCGCUUCGCACUUCUCAGGGGUAAACUGCCACAACCUCAGUCGCAAUUUUGCGCAAGCACCUGUUUUUUCCAUCAACCCCGAGUGCACCGCUCUCUCACCAACAUCACCACCACCACCACCACAAACACAGAAGUUGCAUGCACAAGAACAUCACAUCAUCAUCAUCAUGCCUUCCUCCUCCACCCUCAACACAGUGCAAGAGCGUCGAUUCCUCUGGCACUACAAAUUCACCGUCACCCGGCUGCACGCAUGCGGUUUCGUCCACGAGUCCGCAGUCGUCGCCGGUUGGUAUUGCGAUCUGCUCGAGCGGUCCAGCGAUCAAUUGAAGGAGCAUGCGCCGAUUGACCAACAAUUCUGCGAAGAUAUGGUUGCUGAUGCGGGUGUCCGAAAAUAUUCGGAGAAUGUGGCGCAGGUGGGAAAUCAGACUGCGGAUGUGGCUAGGUUGCUGUUUCAUUAUGGGAGAGGUGAGGAGGCGGAAUUGUUCUCUGAGCGGGCGGCUUGGCUGCAUGAUUUGGCGGGCCGGAUGAAGGAGUAUGAGUUGCUUGUUGGGGAGCAGUUGGAGUAGGGGAGACGGGGGAAGACCUUGGGGGAGAACUUGCCAGAGGACGGGUUUGGGUGAGUGCGCUCUCUGCUGAGGGUUCGGAGAGGGGAAGUCGUUCGCUGGCUACACGUCUACAGUACCAUGGAGGAGGUUCAGUUUAGGGCGAAGGGGAUCACAGGCCGCAUGCGUUUUAGCAAGAGUGUCAUGGUGGAGCAAGAUGGUCUCGGGAAGAUAUGGUGCGACGAGGCUGCUAUUGUAACGAUCAGAUUCGACCUGGUAACAGAAAGGUCUGCAGCGCAAGCUGACACAAAGGCAGCGAUAGAGGCUCGAGGCACGAGGAGGUCCCAACGACAGCCAUAGAUGUUGUACUGACCAAAAGUCUCUUCGACAGCCCGUCUUGUCUCUUUUCUUUCCAUCUACAUGACUGUACUCCUCACAGCGCUAUACGUGCAGCUCCUCGUCUCACGUCCACUGCUCUUACAGCUAUACCAGGUACGUAUUCUCCCCAGCUCUUUUCAGGAAUGAUGCUUGAUGAAAUAAAUGUACGGCACUUCUGACGCCGCCUACACAACCAACAAAAAUGCGUAGCCAGCUCUUAUAGUACCAACAGUCUCCCUCUGCGCUACUCGAAAUCGUUUACCAGCAAUUUUGGAACCCAGGGCCCAGCAUGACGCCGAGCCAGAAGCCUGCUGACAAC
Molecule: messenger RNA, 1742 nt
Organism: Sphaerulina musiva SO2202
Lineage: Eukaryota; Fungi; Ascomycota; Dothideomycetes; Mycosphaerellales; Mycosphaerellaceae
Exons: 2
Coding region: 671-1069 (132 amino acids)
Source: RefSeq, a predicted model, not a curated record